Xiphophorus maculatus (southern platyfish) is the source of this 1652-nucleotide messenger RNA. RefSeq names its product family with sequence similarity 110 member C (gene fam110c). The transcript has a single exon. NCBI's taxonomy places the organism in Eukaryota, Metazoa, Chordata, Actinopteri, Cyprinodontiformes, Poeciliidae. Bases 223 to 1242 code for a protein of 339 amino acids. The record is from RefSeq and is a predicted model, not a curated record.
GUGUACUUUGAACAGGCUUGUGUUUGGCUAAAACUACUCCUGCGCAGGAUGGGUGGGGUGAAGGGAUGUGUGUUUGAGCAUACAAGGUGAAGUCUCCUGUUGGGAUUCAUGCUCAGGCAAAGAGCGGGCUUGAAUGGAAUCCUGUCGCUGUGACUCUGUACGGUAUACUCAGGGAUAUUUGACUCUUUGGAAAUAACAAUUUGGAAAACUUGUGAGUAUACAAUGGAGACAAGUAGUGACACUUCAAAAAUUCUUGGAAAGGGUCCGGAAUACCUUCGGAAGCAAAUGGAACUGGAGAGUGAGACAAAGGGACGUAUGAGUGCCGUGGAGAGGCUUGCUGCGAGUAAACCAAAGUACGUCAAAAGUCAGCAAGUGGUCAACUCUACCCAGGAGCCAGUGAUCAGUCUUGGUUCAGCAUCUGUGAGUAGCACCGGGUCUUCAAGCCAAAGCAUAAACCGCAAUGGAAAUCUUGUCUCUGAGAGUACCUCAUCAGUGCAUAAAGAUGUUCCACAACUCUGUUUACCGGGACAACUACAUCGGCCCACUGUCAAAAAAAGACCAGACUCUGUUCUGCUUUACAGACAGAAAUGUGACUUACUUCAAGGAUCAGCACUCAAGAACCGAAGGCACCCCAUAACUAGAAAGCUGCCACUCAGUUCUGGGAAUAAGCAUGUUUCUGUGCUUCUGGCUGCUGACAGGAAAUGUGAUCAUGAAGGCAGCAAGGAAAAAAUCAGCACACCUGAGGGAAAAGCAAAGGAAUGUAGCAUCGGUGUAGUUAUUUCUCAGUCAGAGAACAAAUCUAAUGGAGCAACAGAGGACGACAGCGAAAAGCCAACAGCUGGUGGUCUCCUAGUAGUUCCUGAGAUUGAGAGGAGGACUGGCAAGGGAGUGAGCCGUUCCCACUCAGAUAUCAGCUCCAGAUACUCUAAAAGCUUUGCAGACUUUGAUGCAUUUUUCAAGUACUGCGGCCUGGACGGUGAGGUGAUUGAGACCUUGGGGAGGGAGAACUUCUCGGCUCGCUCUGAUGAGAUUGUGAUAAACAUUCGGAGCGUCAGCAUCUCCACAUCCGAUGAUGGCUUCUCAAGGGAUAGCGGUGACAGCGAUGGGCUUCUUCAGAACGAGCUGCACAAAAAAAUACAGCAAGGCACAUCGGUAAUUGAGCGCAAUGCGCGUAUCAUCAAAUGGCUGUACAGCUGCAAAAACGCUUCGGAUGCCGGAAAGAAGUUACGGGACCUUGACUGAAUGUUACAUAAAAGUUACAGAUUUUUUGGUGGAGACCAAAAUGAUUGUGACUAACUUCCAGUUCUUGCAUUCCUGACAGUAAAUAUCACCAACUGAUGUAUUCAAGAUUGUGGGAAUGUGUGUUGCUGCCAUGUUGUCCAAAAUUGUAUCUUGAGCACAAUGUGACUGAGAUAUGUUAAAACAUAUAAUGAGUUGGAGAUGUUGUUGUACAAACUGUUUUUCUGUCAUGAGAUUAAUUCAACUGACAAUUUUGCAAACUAUAGCUAUAUUCAACAGUUGUGAAAAUGCCUUUAUCAUAUCAGAAGGAAGAAUUGAGCUAUGGAAAAGUAUAGGGCUAAAAGUCCAAACUCAGCUGUAAUUACCCUGUAUCUUGUCAUAAUCUUCUAAUAAACUAUAUUAUAUAUUUAAAA